Physella acuta is the source of this 1028-nucleotide messenger RNA. RefSeq lists its product as uncharacterized. NCBI's taxonomy places the organism in Eukaryota, Metazoa, Mollusca, Gastropoda, Physidae. The record is from RefSeq and is a predicted model, not a curated record.
ACAUAAAUAGAUACAUAGAUAAUCAUCAAAAUGUCUAUUUCAGGAAAUCAGUACCAAAGCUAUGAAGAAAAUGAACAGAUAUCAGAGUGCUGUGCAACAUGGUGUAUUGAAGAGGUGGUGAGGUGGGAGUCUUCAGAUGUGCCUGGUUCUAAAGAGAGAUUUGCAGCCUGCAGUUGCUUCGACCAUGCCUAUUUCAUCCCCAUCCAACACCUGACUGAGGAGCACAUGUUUGGCAAGCAUAAAGAUCUGAAGCUGGCUCUAGUUCACGCUGUCGCAGGUCUUACUGUUAGGGGGGAGUUUCCGCCAGCUUAUGACGGCUAUGGAGUGUUGAUGCCCACACCUCAACCACGAACAGGGUUUAUAACUGGUGUAAAAAAACGUAAGAGUACCUGCCCUUGUAACAGCUGUCAAACAACUCCUUCUGACGCUUCUCGUGAUUGGUUUGAAAUUACCAUCGAGACUGAAGACUGGCUUGUGAGCGGGCGGCAAGAUGUUAUCAUGACUGACUGCAUAUGGAAGCUUGAAGAAGAAAGCGCCACAGCUGUUGUCCUUACAGGCAUGGAAAUUAAAAAUCAACAGAAAUCCUCAGAUUAUAACGGCGCCUCUAGUCUACACUGUGAAGUGGUCUGUGUGACCCAUGAUCAGGAGAUUGGCGUCAGGGUAGCGGAAGCAAAAAGACAUGAACGAAAGAUGCGGAAAAAGUUUCAGAGAACAUUGCCACAGGAUAAAUUUGUUUUCUUCGUGUCUUAUCCACACGGUAACAUACAACAAGUAACCAUUGGCAAGUUGAUGGAAAAAGAGGGGCCGGUUAGUGAAUUUGAGAGAUGUGCCUUCUCCUCAGGCAUCUGCCCAGGGUGCCUUGGGGCGCCAGUGUUCAUCCGUGACAUGACAGACGGCAUCUCCAGCCCCAGGGUCCUCUACUGCUUGAGGGGGGUAAGGAAAUUGAGCUUUACACCAAGCCUAUGGAUCGAAACAAUUCAAGCUAACAGCUAAACCAUGGAUAAAUAGUUAAUGUUCAGAAAUUACCA